AUGAAGUUUGUGGUCCGCGUCCUCCGAAGCGGCACUUCUCCUAGCGAGGUAGCCAACCUGGCCUGCCCGACCGGCAGAACCUCGUUACCGAGGUACAACAGACCCUCAUUUGUUCAUCAUGUUCUGUGGAAUAACAUGACCGUCAGUGGUAAGCAUCCACCACUGUUGUCAAUCACGCAUUCCAUCACAACACAAGAACCUUCUCGACAAGAAGAUAUAAUCAAGGACUUGGAGCUCUUUAUAAAGAGUAAGAAGGAUAUUGAAGCAAUUUCAGUGAAGAAAAUUUGUACAGAGUAUAUUGAGAAACUUUGUAGAUCAGGCCAUUUGGCAGAUACUGCUCAUGUAUUUAGACAUCUACAUGGUGGAGACAUCAAGCUGGGUCUAAAUACCUAUAACCUUCUUCUGGAAGGUGCAGUCGAAAUGAAUAAUUUCACUCUUUUCUCUGAGGUCUUCAAGAGUUUGUUAAUGUCUAAAUUGUCUCCUGAUAUUAUAUCUUACAAAAAAGUUGCACAAACUCUUGAAAAGGUAUCUGACUCAAAUGUGAUAUGUGACUAUGUGAAAGAUGUAUCUGACAUUACAAGUUGCACAGAUUGUAUUGUGAUAAACAGAAUCAUAUACACGGCUGCUAAAUUGGGGAUGAUUGAUAAAAGCUUGAUGAUAUUUGAAGUGUUGAAGAAUCAUCAUCUGAAAAUGGACACAAUCACAUUUAAUACAGUUUUAGAGAUAUUAGGUAAAGGAGGUAGGACAAGCGAGAUGCUAUCUGAGUUUCUGGUGAUGAAAGAUCUUGGACAUGUUCCUGAUAUUAUUACUUAG
Zingiber officinale is the source of this 813-nucleotide messenger RNA. RefSeq names its product pentatricopeptide repeat-containing protein At1g11900-like. Gene Ontology annotation, molecular function: protein binding. Lineage: Eukaryota; Viridiplantae; Streptophyta; Magnoliopsida; Zingiberales; Zingiberaceae. The coding region runs from base 1 to 813 and encodes 270 amino acids. The record is from RefSeq and is a predicted model, not a curated record. The transcript is spliced from 2 exons.